Molecule: messenger RNA, 705 nt
Organism: Miscanthus lutarioriparius
Lineage: Eukaryota; Viridiplantae; Streptophyta; Magnoliopsida; Poales; Poaceae
Source: the annotation of a GenBank genome assembly
AUGCUGCACGAGGCGGCGCCCUGCACGUGCGGGCUGCUCUACGGCAGCAGCUGCGGCGGCUGCUCGCUGCUGUUCGCCGCCGCGGCGGGGGACCACCACUACAAGCACUGCGGCGGCCGCGGCGGCGGCGACGGGGAGACCUUCAGCGGCGGGCCGUACGGGGGCUCCGUGGACUGCACGCUCUCGCUCGGCACGCCGUCCACGCGCCGCGCCGAGGCCGGGGCGGCGCGCGCGCCCGCCGCGGCAGCCGCCGGCCUGCACUGGGAGGCGCCCUCCGCUCCCAGCUGCAACGGCAGGCAGCAGGAGACGCGCGCCGCCGAGGCGGGCGCUCGCCGGUGCGCCAACUGCGACACCACCUCCACGCCGCUCUGGAGGAACGGGCCGCGCGGACCCAAGUCGCUCUGCAACGCGUGCGGGAUCCGGUACAAGAAGGAGGAGCGGCGUGCGGCGGCCGCGGCGGUGGCGCCGGCGGCGCUGGCCGCGGACGGAGGGGUGGACUACGCCUCGUACGGGUACGCGCGGCAGCCGCAGCAGUGGGGCUGCUACGGCCCGGCGGCCGUGGCGAAGGCGGCGUCCUUCGGCAUGUUCGGCGACGCGGCGGCCGAGGUCGACGGGCCGUGCCUGCCGUGGGGGCUCGGCGUCAUGCCGUCGUCGCCGGCGUUCGGGACUGUGCGGGAGAUGCCGAGCCUGUUCCAGUACUACUAG